Molecule: messenger RNA, 1854 nt
Organism: Recurvomyces mirabilis
Lineage: Eukaryota; Fungi; Ascomycota; Dothideomycetes; Mycosphaerellales; Teratosphaeriaceae
Exons: 5
Coding region: 1-1854 (617 amino acids)
Source: RefSeq, a predicted model, not a curated record
AUGGACGUCCUUACAGGGCUCGGUGCGGCCAGCGCCAUCGUCCAGCUUGUACAGUUCAGCUACAAUGUCGCGAAAAGUGCCCGGAACAUAUAUCGGAACUUCACCAACGCAAGCGAGAAGAAUUAUCUGGUAGCUGAGAGCCUGCUGAAAGAAUUAGCGCUUUUCGACAAGUACGCAAGUGGUCUUCGAACCUUCAUGUCCGCUAAAGAAGUCGAUGCUUCCGUGGCUGCCGCGGUCGAGCCUCUCCUAGAUUGUUGUCUUCGCGUUAAGGGCGAUCGUGGGAGGCUGCUCGACAGACUGCAGAUACAAGGCGGGACUGGAAAGCUCGAGCGGUUACGAGCCGCGAUACGGGUGGAGAAAGAGACGAAUGCAAUGCUUGGGCUGCAGAAAGAAUUGCGUUCUCUGCAGACUAGAGUCAUUCAUUUCAUGAUGUUUAUUCUCGCCGAACGUCAGUCCUCCCACUAUAAGAUGGUCGAGGCUAGGCACCAACAGAAUGCUAAGUACGAGAGUGAGCUCAUGGCUCGUGUCAGUGCCCUUCAGGACAUGGUGAAAGACCUUACUGUCACCCAAAGGGACGAGGCAAUUAUGGUUCAGCAAGUACUUCGCGACUUGAAGACUUUCGCCUUCGAGACUCAGGAAUGUCUGUAUGUCCGGAGAGUCCUGCAGAGCUUACGUUAUGAAGCACUGGACGCUCGGAACGAUGAAAUUACGAACCCCCACAAAGACACAUUUCGAUGGCUCUUGGACCCGGACAGGACCAAGGCGUCACCUGGUCAAGCAUCGAUUGUUGAUUGGCUUCGCAGUGGGAGUGGUCUCUAUUGGAUCUCGGGCAAACCAGGGGCUGGCAAGUCGACGUUGAUGAAGAUGCUGUGCGCUGAUGAUCGCACUGUCACCCUGCUGUCUCAGUGGGCCGGCGGUCAGCGGGUGGUACGAGCGAGCCAUUUCUUCUGGAUAGCCGGAUCUACCAUGCAAAAGAAUCAGCUUGGUCUCCUCCAGUCUCUGUGCUUUAGCAUCCUGAAGCAACACCCGAGUCUUCUCCCCGUGUUUGUCCGCGAGAAACUCCAGCCUCAUGUCGUCCAUGCACGGGCGAGCGAAGCUAAUGUGAAGCACUUGGUGGAAGAGGUGACAAAGAGGGCAAAAGGGGUGUUCCUCUGGGAACUGACGAAAAGUCUGAACAAUCGCGUCUCGUUCUUUGAUGUCUGUCGCCGGCUAGAAGGCAUACCGACAGACCUCGAAGCCUUUUUCCGCCGCAAGGUCAACAACAUUGAAGAAUUCUAUUGGCAGCAGUCGGCACGAACUUUCUUGGUGUGCAUGCACGCCGACGGACCUCUCAAACUCAUUGGUCUAGCCGCCCUCGAAGAGAAUGAUACACUAGCUGAUAAGAUAUGUGAUAUGGCCGGAAGGGCCGUUUUGAUCCACCGGUUGUACGAUAUCUGCAACGGCGAAGUAGGAAGUCUUGUCCAGGACAUCUUCGGAACGGAAAGUGUGGACCUUGCAAUAUAUGCACGGCAAAUGGAGUCGCAGCAGCAAGAGCCACCAUAUCAUGCGCUGGCAUCGCUUCACCAGAUUCUGUUGACCGACUCAGACCACUUCUACCUCGACAAGACAUAUGACGUGAAUGCGUGGUUCUUCCACCUUUGCGCCCAGGAGUGCUUGUUGAGCUUCCUGGCGCAGUACAUGCUCGAUGAAGCUUCCGCCUUCAAGGUCGUCUGCGCCAGCACUCCUGGCUGGGUCGUUGGGUGCCCUCUCCAGUCUAGCGUGUCAAAGGAGGGGGAGGAGCCAGGGAUUGAUCUGUUCGACCUAGAUUUGAUCCGGCAAGCCACUAUAGGAGUGGGUCUACUCUUGAACCAUUGA